CAAGCCAGGCAAAAUGCUUAACGACAUUCCAUUUGUCUUAACAUUCUGAGUUUAAAUUCUGUCGAGGUGUAUUUUGCUUUUCAUCCUUUCGGGCUCGAGGAAAUAAGUACCAGUUACGCACUGGAGUCGAUGUAAUUGACUCUCCACCUGAAAUGUCAGGCCUUGUGCCUAUAGUAGAAAAGAUCAUUAUCAUUAUUAUUAUUGUUGUUAUUAUUAAUAGAGAGUUAUGAUUACUUUUACCUCAAUAUUCACCUAGAUGGACAUGGACUGUAAAGUGUACAAUUUAACAAAUGGAAUUAUUAACUAAUAAUUCCGGAUAUUAUAACAACGCUUAAAUUCGAUUUCUAUAGACAAGCACUUAAUUCUUUCAUUAAUCCACCGACAAGUAAUUAUUCUUUAAUUCCUCAGCCAAUGAAAUAGCGUUUCCUUUUUUAAGCCGGUACAAUUUUAAAAUUGCAAACCACCGUUUUGCACUUCUGCGUGACUGUUGCUGCUGCUGCCGCAGCUACUGUUACUGCUACAGAGUCUGCUGUUAUUGCUAUCGGUAUGUCUGUUAUUACUUCAGCUGCUGCUAUUGCUGCUGCCAUUGCCGUUAUCGUCGCCGUUUCCUGGUUUUAUUCGCUCCAUCUUUUAAUGCUUCACGGUUUACUUUCACUUUUGAUUAUUACCACGUAACAAAACAAUUCCGUUUUCAGUGGGGGAGAAAAAGUGAAAAACGAAAAAAAAAAAAUUAAAUUAAAAUUGCAAUAGAAUUACUGUGCUAAAAUUGAUAAAGCCAAUGAACCAUAUGGAAUAUUUACAAGAAUACUCGUGUGCCAAACGUUACUAUGGAAACGUUUCGACUAUCGUCAUAUUUUCAUCGCUCCCUCCACCUCCUGUCUGAGAUAUAAUUAUUGAUUAUGCUGGAUAACGUAAAGAUCAAAACUAAUCUUCCUUUUAUUCUCUUUAGAACCUUAUACUGACAAAAGCCUACAUCAAAGCACAUAGAUCUUUUACAGGCGUAUUAUAAGCUAACGAAUUAAUUUUCCUUCCACGUACAUGCAAACUCGAAUGCAACUACGUAUAGUAGCAGUCAUAGAUCUGUGGAAAUAGACAUUCUAGUCAUUUCCCAUUCCUGUCAGCGUGCAAAUAUUCUCUUAUAUGCUGUCGUAUACCUGCCACCGAUGUACUCAGGUGAGUAGAAGCGCGUAUAUUCCGUGUGGAACACUGACACACUGAUUCACGGAAAAAAUGUAAAACACACACACACACACACACACACACAUAGAUCCAUAGGUAUAUACAUACAUACAUACAUACAUACAUACACAUAUACAUACAUAUAUGUGUGUGUGCAUAAACCUACGUGUGAGUUCAUUGCGUCCAACUAAUUACACAAAAGACAAAUAAACAAACGCAUCUGUAUGCGUGCGCACACACCACAAAUACGCUAACAGAGAUAUGUGCGUGCACACACACACACUCACAUCUAUACGGGAAAUAACAGUAUUUGGAUUCAUUCGAUGUAUAUAUGAGGUGAUAAGUUGAGAAAGUGAGAAAGGAAUUUAUUGUUUCCGUAAGUUAUUAACCGAAAGAGUUUGUCUGCAGACACACAGCAGGUGUUGUGUGCUAUUAAGCACAGUGAAAUGGCCACUCUGUUUAAAGCGGUGAAAGCAAUUAUUGCAACAAUUGCUAGAACAAACAGAACAACAUCAACGAUAGCAACUAUUCAAACAUAGCCUGACAUAACAUCAGUUUGAAUAUUCUAUAUCUCAAGAACUGCCGGAUGGAUUCGGAUGAAACUUUCAGAGAUGUUUGGCUUCGUAAUUGGCACACACUGACUACAUUUGGGGAUCAGUCCGGUACCAGUCAACUGGUUGAAUUAAACAGCUGUACAUAUCCAAAUAAUUUGCGACAAAGAUUGUGAGAUCUUCGACAAGACAAUCAUGGGUAUUCCACUAACUGGCGCUAACCUUUCGUUGAACAGUUCCCUGAUGAAACAAUCGACUGUACCCACAGAAGAAUCAACGCUCAACUACACCCUAUCAAUGCAAGAAGACGUUGACAAUAUAGGUUCCCUUUAUUAUGUUGUCGCUGUUAUAUUUAUAUACGGGUUUUCUAUUGUGUUAAUGAUUGCUUCACAUAUCAGAAAAAAUCAACAAGAUAAUCAGCUACGAACAUAUCUUAAGGAAAUGGCACUCCUUAGAAAAAAAGAUCGCCGAGAAAAAAUACUUAAUAAAAUGAAUACAAUCACCACAAACAUGUAUCUAAAUAACAACAGCGGUGGUGCUAACUCAAGUAAUUGUGCGAUGGUUGGUCCGACAACAAGCUCGCUGAAUACAGCUACAAACAAUAUACCACAAUUUAACCAGGCAGUACACCAUUGCUGUUUAGCAAACAUCUCUAACUGUAAUGAACAUAGUUUCAAUGAGGUGGUAUCAGGGCUUGGGAUUGGAGCCACACCAUCAGCAGCUUCUUGCCUGACUGCGUUUCAUACAAAUAAAACCAUGCCUUUGACAGCAUCGAAUGACUAUAAUAACGCGUUUCCGGAUGAAAAUUGUUGUCAUGCAACUCAGAACAUCCUACAGAUGAAACCUACAACGGGUGCUUUGUUGGCAUUCACCGAUGGUCAUCUUUCUAAUCCGAAAAGAAGUGACGAAGUAUCGGAAAUGAUACCUUUGCAAGCGAAUUUAUCACACAUGAAAUGCCAACACCAAACGACGAUGCCUACAAACAGAUGUUUGGAAACGAUAAUAAACCUGAACGACACGACAAAACGUCAUGUUCCGAAAAACGAUAAAAAACCGCUUGCACACAUCGAUAUCAUAAACGAAGAAGUGACCACUUAAAAAAAAAUGAAGAAAACAAUGGUAUUUUUUAAAAAGAUUUUAACUGUAACUAUAAAUUUGUUACUAAAAGAAAUUGCCAUCAAAUCUCUCAGCAGAAAGCAAAAAUCUCAUAAGUAGACGCAAUAUCGCUUUCAUACUCUUGUAUAAAUGCACACACUUCAAAUGCUUAUAUUAGCACUCACUUAUUCCAACAAUUAUUGUUUGAUAUAUGAAACUCUGGAUAUAGAACUACUAAACAAAUGUUGUGGUGCUUCACAUAUAUGUUCUGUGUGACUGAAAGCACGUGUACAUGUAUGUUAUCUCGUGAUAUUUAACUUCUUGAUCGGUCUUUAUCUUUGCAGAUGAUAAUGCGAUGCUCACAUUGUGGUUACUGAUCCCAUUGUAUCAGAAAGGGGAAAGGGGAAAUAUCACAUUUACUGAGUCUCUCACAACAUCAAGGAUCAUAAAAUAUUAAUAGAAGCGUCCAGUGUGGUGAAAUUAUUUAAUCAGCAAUUUAUAUUUUCUUCUACGCUUCUUUCCAAGCGACACACACACACACACACACGCGCACACACACACACACGCGCGCACACACACACACACGCGCGCACACACACACACACACAAAGUGCAUUUCGUUCAUCCUGCGAAUAUAACACAAAUAUUCCACAUACUGUCCUAAUAUAUAUAUAUAUAUAUAUAUAUAUAUAUAUCAUAGUUAGCAGAUAUCAUCUACAUUCUAAUUUCAUACAUAUACAUAAAUACAAACAUAUACACACACACACACACAUAUAUACACAUACAUACAUACAUACAUACAUCCAUCCAUCCAUACAUACAUACAAAUAUAUAUAUAUAUAUAUAUAUA
Molecule: messenger RNA, 3675 nt
Organism: Octopus bimaculoides (California two-spot octopus)
Lineage: Eukaryota; Metazoa; Mollusca; Cephalopoda; Octopoda; Octopodidae
Source: RefSeq, a predicted model, not a curated record